Messenger RNA from Oryza sativa Japonica Group (Japanese rice), 2102 nucleotides. Its product is annotated as phosphoribosylamine--glycine ligase. Lineage: Eukaryota; Viridiplantae; Streptophyta; Magnoliopsida; Poales; Poaceae. Gene Ontology annotation, biological process: purine nucleobase biosynthetic process. Gene Ontology annotation, molecular function: ATP binding; phosphoribosylamine-glycine ligase activity; metal ion binding. The record is from RefSeq and is a predicted model, not a curated record.
GAGCGGCGGGAGCGACGUCGGCGUUUCGUCGAACACUUGGCGGGCGUCCAGGACUCCGGGUGGCGUAUGGCCUGGUUGGUGGUAGCCAGGGCCCAGGGGUUUAGGUCGGUUUCACAGCAAACUGCAGGUUGGGUUAGGAUGGUGAGAUUUUCAGAAUCUUUUCGAGGAGAGGAGUUGACAGAGUCUGAAAGUUCAGAACUGAAACCUGAAGAGAAAAUCGGGUCCUGACUCCUGACAGGAGUGCAAAAUGGGCGUAAGAAAGAAUCAUGGCAUGUGCUGCUUCGAGUGUAAAAGGUUCUCUCAACGUUGGAGGAGCUAAGGCAUUCAGCAAUAAUUUGUUUCGUGAUUACUUGAAAUCUUCGGUGUCUUAUCCCGUUUCAGAGAUUUCUUCUCCCAUCAGAGCGCAACAUGUAGCAUAUGGUUCGAAUCUCAUUGUUAGGGGUUCUAAGAGCAGGGACUUUAGCUCGAAGCUCGCAUCGACAAACGGCAGCUCGAAGAUUUCUGAAGAGAGGGUAACUGUAUUGGUCAUUGGUGGAGGAGGAAGGGAGCAUGCUCUUUGUUAUGCCUUGGAGCGCUCUCCAUCCUGUGAUGCAGUCUUCUGUGCCCCUGGUAACUCUGGCAUUGCUCAAUCUGGAGAUGCUACAUGUAUACCGGACCUGGACAUAUCGAACAGCGACGCGGUCAUCUCGUUCUGUCGCAACUGGGGAGUCGGGUUGGUUGUAGUUGGGCCUGAAGCACCCCUUGUUGCUGGCCUUGCAAAUGAGCUUGUCAAAGCUGGGAUACCUACUUUUGGUCCUUCAUCAGAGGCUGCAGCGUUAGAAGGGUCAAAAGACUUCAUGAAGAAGUUGUGUGAUAAGUACCACAUUCCCACCGCAAAGUACCAAUCUUUCACAGAUCCUUCAGAUGCUAAGAAAUAUGUUGAGGAGCAAGGAGCCCCUAUUGUUGUUAAAGCCGAUGGAUUGGCAGCUGGGAAAGGUGUAGUUGUUGCUAUGACUUUGGAAAAGGCAUUUGAAGCAAUAGACUCUAUGCUGGUUGAAGGUUCAUUCGGUUCUGCUGGGUCACGGGUAAUAGUUGAAGAAUAUUUAGAGGGGGAGGAGGUUUCUUUCUUUGCUCUAGUGGAUGGAGAAACUGCUUUGCCUCUUGAAUCAGCCCAGGACCAUAAAAGAGUUGGUGAUGGCGAUGUUGGUCCAAAUACAGGUGGUAUGGGUGCAUACUCCCCUGCACCAAUAGUGACGGAAAAACUCAAGUGCAAAGUGAUGGAGAGCAUCAUUGUCCCGACUGUUAAAGGUAUGGCAACUGAAGGAUGCAAGUUCGUCGGUGUGUUGUAUGCUGGGAUCAUGAUUGAGAAGAAAUCGGGACUGCCAAAGCUUAUUGAAUACAAUGUGCGAUUUGGUGAUCCAGAAUGUCAGGUUCUGAUGAUGCGGUUACAAUCCGACCUCGCACAGGUCUUGCUUGCUGCAUGUAGGGGAGAACUGGGGUCAGUCUCACUAACCUGGUCGCCUGAAUUGGCAACUGUGGUUGUGAUGGCAAGUGAAGGUUACCCUGGUGUUUACAAGAAGGGGACAGUAAUAAAAAAUAUCGAUGAAGCUGAGCAGGUCUCUCCUGCAGUUAAGAUCUUUCAUGCUGGAACUGCCCUAGAUCGAGAUGGAAACUUCGUCGCGGCAGGAGGCCGUGUUCUUGGUGUAACCGCGAAAGGUAAGGACAUUGAGGAAGCAAGGGCAAAAGCAUAUGACGCUCUCGACGUUGUCGACUGGCCAGAAGGAUUUUUCAGGCAUGACAUUGGUUGGAGAGCACAGAAAUAUCGGCGCAUGGUUGCACACUGAUAGGCAUGUACUGUAAAUCUGUAACUAUGUUAUGUUUGUGAUGUUAAUGGGAAUACAGCGACAGGGGAAUGGGCAUAAUAUUUAAGUAGUGGAUGCAUGGAGAUGGAAGUAAUUGGCAGCUUGGAUUAGUUCCUUGAUCGAGGAACACGUUCUUCUCAUCACUAGUUUCUUUUUGGUAGUACAUGUGUUUAUAUUUUCACCUUCUGUAUUGUAAUAAGAACUGGUGUGGACCAAUGAUGAAUGCAACUUGCUUAUCAAUAUACUCCCUCCCUUUUUUAA